GCCCUUCUCCAGUUUUGAAUCGUUUCCUCCAGCACUGCCUUGUUUUCGAAACGAUUUGCACGCAGAUUGCCGGAGGAGGAUGCGAGAGGAAGCCCGGGCCAGGCGAGGAGCCGGCCUGCCAAGCACAUCUGGAAGUGGUUUCAGGGGCCGCCUCACCCGGCAGCCAGCGCAACACCCCGAUUCCCAGCUGCUUCGCGCGGGGGUGGAAGAAACCCGAGCCGCUCCAAAGUCAACGCAAGCAAAGGGGGGGUGUUGGGGGCAGGGGCAGGCAUCCUCUCUUGGAAACGUAAUAUUGGCCUCGGGGCUCUCAGCGCUUUGGGCUUUCCAAUGGGAUGUUAGCAGCAGCUGAAGCAGCCCGGGGGCCAGCCGCGAGCGGAACGCUCUGCCCUGCAGCUCUUCUGGACCGAGGCGCCCGCAGCCUGCCCUCACCGUUCACCAGGUCACAGCUUUCGUCUGCGUGAACACACAUGGCUUUGUUACGAAAAAUCAAUCAGGUGUUGCUGUUCCUUCUGAUUGUGACCCUCUGUGGAAUUCUGUAUAAGAAAGUUCAUAAGGGGACUGUGCUCAGGAACGAAACAGACGAUGACUCUGAGGCUCCUGAGGAAAUGGAGGAUGAGAUUCCUGUGGUGAUUUGUGCUGCUGCAGGGAGAAUGGGUGCCGCCAUGGCUGCCAUCAAUAGCAUCUACAGCAACACCGACGCCAACAUUCUGUUCUAUGUCGUUGGACUCCGGAACACUCUGUCUCGAAUCCGAAAAUGGAUUGAACAUUCUAAACUAAGAGAAAUAAACUUUAAAAUCGUGGAAUUCAACCCGAUAGUCCUCAAGGGGAAGGUCAGACCGGACUCAUCAAGGCCAGAAUUGCUCCAGCCUCUGAACUUUGUCCGCUUUUAUCUCCCUCUGCUUAUCCAUCAACAUGAGAAAGUCAUCUAUUUGGACGAUGACGUAAUCGUACAAGGUGACAUCCAGGAACUCUAUGACACCACUUUGGCCCUGGGCCACGCGGCAGCUUUUUCGGAUGACUGCGAUUUGCCCUCCGCUCAGGACAUGAACAGAUUUGUGGGGCUGCAGAAUACAUACAUGGGCUAUCUGGACUAUAGGAAGAAGACCAUAAAAGACCUUGGCAUAAGCCCCAGCACGUGCUCUUUCAAUCCCGGCGUGAUUGUCGCCAACAUGACGGAAUGGAAGCAUCAACGUAUCACCAAACAACUGGAGAAAUGGAUGCAAAAAAAUGUGGAGGAAAAUCUCUACAGCAGCUCCCUGGGAGGAGGGGUGGCCACCUCCCCGAUGCUGAUCGUGUUUCAUGGGAAAUACUCCACCAUCAACCCCCUGUGGCACAUACGGCACCUGGGCUGGAAUCCAGAUACCAGAUAUUCGGAGCAUUUUCUGCAGGAAGCAAAAUUACUCCACUGGAAUGGAAGACAUAAACCCUGGGACUUCCCUAGUGUUCACAACGACUUAUGGGAAAGCUGGUUUGUUCCUGACCCCGCAGGGAUAUUUAAACUCAAUCACCACAGCAGCUGAUGUAACGACAUUUUAUAUAUUCCCUGUAUAAAAAUGUGGAAUUGUCCAUUUAUAGCCCUCCUAUAUCAUUGUUCUUUAUGAACAGUACCUUUGGUACAAAUGAUCCACAAUGUAAAACACAAAGACUACUGUGGGCAAAUAGUACCCUGGAUUACGUAGGUACUGAUUCCUUAAGUGUAAGUGGUAAUUAUGGAAAUCAAGAUGAUGUGAGUGAGAUAUAUUGUUGGAAGGAAAUAAACCCACCUAGGUUUCAGCAAUCAAUUUGCUUAACUCUCAAUGACAACCUGUACCCACAAGUUUUUAAAAUUUCUCAAUGUGUUUUUCACACAUAGGUAUUUUUUCACAGGUUGCCAGUCUUGUCUUUUGUAAAACAACAAACUACAUUUAAAACAUGAAUGUAUGUAAAAAUAAAAGAUAUGCAGAUUUUUAAAUGA
Herpailurus yagouaroundi (jaguarundi) is the source of this 1954-nucleotide messenger RNA. RefSeq names its product glycosyltransferase 8 domain containing 2 (gene GLT8D2). Gene Ontology annotation, cellular component: Golgi apparatus. Lineage: Eukaryota; Metazoa; Chordata; Mammalia; Carnivora; Felidae. The transcript is spliced from 10 exons. The record is from RefSeq and is a predicted model, not a curated record. Bases 468 to 1520 code for a protein of 350 amino acids. Gene Ontology annotation, molecular function: glycosyltransferase activity.